GCCUCACUUCGGCCCCAACAUCUGCGAUGGGCACUUUGACACCAUCGCCAUCCUCAGGGGAGAAAUGUUUGUGUUCAAGGAUAAGUGGUUUUGGCGGGUGCGUAAUAACCACGUGUUGGAUGGAUACCCAAUGCCAAUUGGUCACUUUUGGAGGGGGUUGCCCACUCAUAUUAAUGCUGCAUUUGAAAGGGAUGAUGGGAAAUUUGCUUUCUUUAAAGGAGACAGAUACUGGGUGUUCACCGAAUCAAUUCUUGACUCUGGCUACCCCAGGAGUCUUAAAGAGAUGGGCACAGGGCUUCCCAAAGAUCGAAUAGACGCUGCUCUCUACUACACCCCCACUGGACAGACUUAUUUCUUCCGGGGAAACAACUAUUACCGUUUCAAUGAAGCGUCCCAGACAGUUGACGAUGGCUAUCCGAAAACUAUUAGCGUGUGGCAGGGCGUUCCUGAUAACAUCAAGUCAGCCUUCAUGAGCAAAGAUCAAGGUAAGGGUGGCAUGUGUCAGAUUAUCUAGAUUAUUCAUCACAUGUCACUGU
Molecule: messenger RNA, 536 nt
Organism: Neolamprologus brichardi
Lineage: Eukaryota; Metazoa; Chordata; Actinopteri; Cichliformes; Cichlidae
Source: RefSeq, a predicted model, not a curated record